Molecule: messenger RNA, 1382 nt
Organism: Myxocyprinus asiaticus (Chinese sucker)
Lineage: Eukaryota; Metazoa; Chordata; Actinopteri; Cypriniformes; Catostomidae
Product: collectin-11-like
Exons: 7
Coding region: 115-948 (277 amino acids)
Source: RefSeq, a predicted model, not a curated record
GUCCGUGAAAUGAGAAAUUUCAGUGAGACCACCAGUGAGCAAACCUCCAUUAACUCACUUGGGUCCAUAUACAUGCUGCUUUUUAUUUAGUGUGCGUUGGAAUUCAACACAAGUAUGGGUGCAGAAAAGCUGGUGGCUUGUGUGUUGGUCACUAUGUUAAGUCUGUCACUUGUGAGGUCAGUUCGCAGUCAGCACAUGCCAGUAGAACCAUGCUUUGUACAGAUCCUCGUACCUGGACUCCAAGGUGAAGCAGGGGAGAAAGGAGAGAAAGGAGCGCCUGGGAGACCUGGGAGAAUAGGACCACCUGGAGAGCCAGGCCACACUGGACUGAAAGGCCAACAAGGCAGCAUGGGACAAUAUGGGAAGAUGGGCCCCUCUGGACUUAAAGGUUUAAAAGGUGAUAUAGGAGAUCCAGGACCAAAGGGCCCAGAUGGGGAGCCAGGGCUUCCCUGUGAGUGUGCACCAUUACGGAUGAUGAUUGGUGAAAUAGACAUUCAAGUGGAACAAUUAACAAAUGAUCUGAAGUUCAUUAAAAAUGCACUGCCCUCCCCCGCAGCUGUCGCUGGCAUCAAAGAGACUGACAGCAAGGUGUAUCUGCUGGUGAAGGAGGAAAAACGCUACAGGGACGCUGAGGUGUUUUGUCAAGGGCGCAGUGGACACCUGGCCAUGCCCAAGGAAGCGGCGGCCAACAGAGCCAUUGCCGGCUACAUCACUGAUGCUAGCCUUAGCAGAGUGUAUAUCGGCAUUAAUGACCUGGAGCGAGAAGGCCAUUUUGUAUAUGUGGAGCGCUCACCCAUGACCACUUUCAGCAAAUGGAGGGAGGGGGAGCCAAACAACGCUUAUGAUGAUGAGGACUGUGUUGAGUUGGUGUCUUCAGGCGAGUGGAUUGAUGUAGCUUGUCACCUCACCAUGUACUUUGUGUGUGAGUUUGACAAGGACAGUGUAUGAGCUGCAUCAUGCAUCCAGACAGGAAAGUGAAUAAGAAUAGUUUAUAAUAGCAAAGAUCUAAAGACAUCAAUGCAAGAAGGCUGAAUUUUAAAUAAGAAGCAGCACAGUACUGAAGAUUUUCUUAUCUACCAAUAUACUGCUUUAAUUAUGACACUAAAAUAAAAUGUAAAAUAAUUAAAAACACUGAUUGAUUGGCUUCUGGGCAUAGUUAAAAAAAAUUACUGUUCUUCUGUGUAAUGGUAUAAAAUAUUUGUACGUUAUUUCUGAAGCAUAAUACUCUGGAGCAGUGUUUCUCAAUCCUGUCCUGGAGUACCACUAACACUACACAUUUUGGAUGUCUCCCUAAUUUAACAUACUCAUUUCAGACCCAGCAGCAUUCUACUAAUGAGCUAAUCAGUAGAAUCAGGUGUGUUGGAUAAUGGAGAUAUCCAAAA